CUGGACCUAUAUUAGCCCAAACAUUAAACUUGGGAUAAAUAUUAACAAUUUCCUAAAGUACAUGUGUAAAUAUGAUCAUUUUCUUUUCUAAUGAUUCUGUUAGCUGAAUUGAAAACAAGGGCAAAUGUGUGCCAGUUUUGUAAUGGCGAGGGUAUGAUUGACCCAACUUUAAAGGAGGGUAAAAGUAGACCAUUUCACAAACGACAAGGGCAAUUUGGGCCUUUUCCUUUUUUUCUUUUGAAGUUUGGCAGAGGAUAUCAAUAACAUCCGACUGGUGUUAAUGUCAGUGUUUUCUUAUUCAACAUUUGAAUUUGCAUGUUUUCUUUGGUUUUUGAUUAUAGCUUGUUUGAGGGCUGUCUUUCUUGAUGCAUAUGUUAUUUUGACCCACUGCACGCAUGCUUCCAUGUUCCAUCCUAGACUGUACAGCUGGAAGUUACUGAUAUCUAUUCCUGAGAUACGGUAUGUUCAGCUUUUUGACUUGACCUGCUUCCAUUCUGUUUUCAUUGGGGACAGAGGGCGGAUGCAUCAACUGACUGGAGAGAAUUUACAAGUCCUCAGGGAAAAAAGUGUGUAACUUAUAUAGGUAUUACUACAACAAGGUUACUAGAAAGUCAAAAUGGAAAAUGCCUGAUGAAGUCAAGUUGGCUCGUCAGAGUAUGAAAGUGGAUUUAGUCAAGGGAUUGGGAAAAGAAAGGGACAGUAUUUCACACGCUUCUGAUUUUGGAUCCAUUUCUGGUGUGAAAACAUCACCCCUCAGUGCAAAUGGUUCACCAGUCUCAGCACAAGGAGCUAUGUCAAGCCCAAUUGCUGUGGCACCAGUUUCUAACUUACCAACUAUUGUGGCUUCAGAAUCAUCAAGUUUAUCUGGUAAUAUUUCUUCCCUGACGAUUGGUGCAGUCGAAAUGCAGAAUUCUUUGGAACCUGCCUCGCCAGCUGUUGCUACUUCAGAGAAAAAUGGAACAGCAGUAACCUUGGAAAAUUCUGUUGCAACACCAGUGACUAGUUCUGAGUUUCCUUCAGCUCAGGACUCAGUAGUGUAUGAAGAUGGAGUUUCUCUGGAAAAUACGGAGGAAGUUAAGAAAGAUGCUACGGUAUCUGAAACAGGAAGUGCUACUCCAUCAGAAGAGAAAACAGUUGAGCCGGGACCAUUAGUUUAUGAGAGCAAAGCGGAGGCAAAGAGUGCAUUCAAAAUUCUUCUGGAGUCUGCAAAUAUUGGGUCUGACUGGACGUGGGAUCAGGCAAUGAGAGCAAUAAUCAAUGACCGGAGAUAUGGUGCUCUAAAAUCUCUUGGUGAGCGGAAGCAAGCUUUUAAUGAGUAUCUAAGCCAUAAGAAAAAACUGGAAGCUGAAGAGAGACGUAUUAAACAGAAGAAAGCUCGGGAAGAUUUCAGGAUAAUGUUAGAAGAGUGCAAGGAGCUGGCACCAUCUACAAGAUGGAGUAAGGCAAUCUCCAUAUUUGAACAUGAUGAACGUUUUAAAGCUGUUGAACGAGCAAAAGAUCGUGAGGACCUUUUUGAAGAUUAUAUGGAGGAACUUGAGAAAAAGGAGCGUGCAAGGGCAUUGGAGGAGCAGAAGCGCAACCGAGUGGAGUAUUUAGAAUUUUUAAAAUCCUGUGACUUUAUUAAGGCCAGCAGCCAGUGGCGGAAAGUUCAGGACCGCUUAGAAGAUGAUGAAAGAUGCUCUUGCCUUGAGAAAAUUGACCGUUUGGAGAUUUUCCAGGAAUAUAUACGUGAUUUAGAGAGGGAAGAGGAGGAGCACAGGAAACUGCGGAUGGAUGAAAUGAGGAAAGCAGAACGUAAAAAUCGUGAUGAGUUCCGAAAACUGAUGGAAGAGCAUGUUGCUGCGGGAAUACUUAAUGCAAAAACUAACUGGCGUGAUUAUUGCAUUAAGGUCAAAGAUUUACCUGCAUAUCUGGCUGUCUCAUCAAAUACCUCAGGGCCAAAAGCAAAAGACUUAUUUCAAGAUGUUUUUGAUGAGCUGGAGAAACAGUAUCUUGAUGACAAGUCACGCAUUAGAGAUGCAAUUAGGAUGGCUGAGAUAGGACUGACAUCAACCUGGACGCUUGAAGAUUUUAAGGUUGCAAUUUCAAAGGAUAUUAGCUCUCCACCAAUAUCAGAUACCAACUUAAAGUUUGUCUUUGAAGAGUUACUGGAAAGGGCCAGGGAGAGAGAAGAAAAAGAAGCUAAAAGACGUAAACGUCUAGCAGAUGAAUUCUAUGAACUUCUGCAUACAUCAAAGGAAAUUACUGCAUCAUCAAAAUGGGAGGAUUGCAAAUCCAUCUUCGGAGAUAGAAUAAUGGGCGAAGAGAGCUUUCUUCUGGAAAUAUUUGACAAAUUCAUUAGUGAACUAAAAGAAAAGGCAAAAGAGAAGGAGCGGAAGCGGCAAGAGGAUAAGGCAAGAAAAGAGAAGGAAAGGAAAGAUAGAGAAAAGAAGAAGGAAAAGCAUAGAAGGGAUAAAGACAGAGGGGAUAAAAGCAGAAAAGAGAGGGAAAGAACCAAGAAAGAUGGCACAGACAGCGAGAAGGCUGAUACAUACAGUUUCGAGGAGAUCAAAAGGUUAGGAAGUGACAGAGAUAAGAAACACCGCAAGCGGCAUAUGAGUUCCUUUGAUGACAAUGAAAAUGAGAAAGAUCAUUCAAGAAAUUCUUACAGACAUGAUAAUGAUCAUAAGAAGUCAAAACAGGUCGACCAGCACGUGUGGAGUUCUGAAGUUAAUUCUGAGGGCCAGCAUAAGAAACAAAAGCGAGAUCAUCGGAGUGGUUCUCUUAGGGAUGGUGACAAUGAGGAUCAUAAAGAUGGGGAAUUUGGUGAGGAUGGAGAAGUUCGGUAGCUUUUUUGCUCUCAAAAUGACCUUUUAUAUGUUCAUUUUGUUGUGUAAAUAUAAAGUAGCAAUGAUAUAUUGUCCCCUCCCCCACCUUCCCAAAAAAGAAAAAGGAAAAAGGACUUGAUGAUAAUGUUAUUUGGCAAUUGAUUGUAGUUGCAGCAAAGUCAAUUCUUGUUUUGGUUUAGAUAUUUUACAAGCAGAUGUUCUGGUGGCAUUAUUUAGCUCAGGAAUAUAAUUUGGAAGGUGCUGAUUCAUGCAUCAACUUCUUUUA
This is a messenger RNA of Nicotiana tabacum (common tobacco), 3093 nucleotides long. The record is from RefSeq and is a predicted model, not a curated record. NCBI's taxonomy places the organism in Eukaryota, Viridiplantae, Streptophyta, Magnoliopsida, Solanales, Solanaceae.